Molecule: messenger RNA, 5754 nt
Organism: Indicator indicator
Lineage: Eukaryota; Metazoa; Chordata; Aves; Piciformes; Indicatoridae
Product: KIAA1549 ortholog
Exons: 20
Coding region: 1-5754 (1917 amino acids)
Source: RefSeq, a predicted model, not a curated record
AUGGAGGGGAUGACACGCUUCGUGGUGGCCUCGGCGGCCGCGGCGCGUUGGCGGCCAGCGCUGCCCGCCCUACUGCCGCUGCUGCUUGCCGUGCCGGCGCUGCGGGGUUCGCCCGCUACAGAUGAGAAAUCCAUGGAGCAGCAAAAUUUUUCCUUUUUCUCAAUGGACUCAAAGGUGCACCAAAGCAUAUCAGGCAGCAGGACACAAAUGGCCUUAGCACAAAGGACUUCAGAGUCCCAGGAAAGUAAUUUCCUUCAAACAGUUUUAUCGUCUGUUACCACUCCCUUUGAUGUGACUUUAUUUAACCAAGAGGAAGUGGCCAGGAUUUCAGAAGGGAGAAGUACCCCGUUGGUAGAUGUCUUUAUAACAAGCAAUGAGGCAUUUUUACGUGAUGAUGAAUUUAUUAGCUCAUUUCCAAAGGCCCAGUGGACUCCUCCACUGAAGUCUUUUGCAGUUUUAACAGAUCGUCACUCCGUUAAUACAGUAGAGCCAUCAAGAGAAAUGUUAGAAACUGAGUUGCUAACACCUUCAUUAUCUGUCCUUUUUUCAUCAUAUGAUAUCUCAAAAACAGCACAGCAGAAGACUCCGUUGGGUGUUGUCCUUGAACACAGUAAAACUCUCACAGAACUGAAGUCUUUUGUACCAGAUAAUGAAAUGCUAACUCCAAGCAGAGACUUGCUGUUGUACCCUCCAAAUACAGCUAUUUAUUUCACUUCCAUUCCUUCAGAGGUGGGACUUGCAGUGCAGGAAAACAUAAAUGCAAGUUUAACAGCUCAGCCUUUUGGGACUGUCUCAGAAGGGUUGCCUCUUCAUCUCAAGCUGCUGAAUAAAACUAGCCCUGUGACCCCAGAUGCCACAGCACAAAGUGCAAACCUGUAUGGUGAUGUUUACGCCGAUGUGAGUAGCAGGGCACCAGAAGCUCUCAGUCUAAGGACCUACUCCAGUCCAAGCAUACCCUGGGCCAUACCAGUUUCAGCAGCCAGUGCUGAGCCUGCUUUGUUUCCUAUUAGUCUUCCACUUGCGUCUUUCCCACUUCGCUCAGCUGCCAUUUCUACAGACUCUAAUAUGGUUCUUAAUGCCAGUCUGUUUACACGUGAAUUUUCCAGUACAUCACCAAAUUUGCCUGCUGGUUCAGAAAUACAGAGUCAGUCAGAGCUUGUCCAUGAGCUCAUGAGUCCAGUGCCUUCCACAAGAUCAUACAGUUCUUGUCUGUAUUGUGACUCAGUUUCAUUUCUUCCAGAAGCAGACUUUUCCCCAGAACAUGACGUGGGCUCAGGUGAUUAUGUUGAAACUUUGUCCAUCAAAGCCUCUGAAGUACAAAGUAUAACUCCUUUUACAACUAUAAUUACUGAUGGGUAUGAAUUAGAAGAACCUACACCUGAGAUUUUUGAUACUUCUUUUCCGUCCAGACCAGUUGUUUCAUUUUCUUCAAGAUCUGCAGAAAUGCCUGAUUCAAGCCUAUUUUUAUUAAGCACUAUGGACCCUGUCUUUAACAACAGAACAUCUGUAACAGUUUCUUCUUCUUACCAUAAGCUCCCUGAAGAAAUGUCACCAAACACCUCUGUUGCAGAGUUUUCUCAUCCUCUUCUGGAAACAGUUUUGCUGACACCAAGCAUUCAAGUAGAAUUUCAUGAUGCCACCACCGUUCUGUUUGACUCUACCAUUAUCCCAAGUGAACUAGUAGCAUCGUUUGCAAUCAGUCAUACAACUUUGCUGGAGUUUCCAGAACUAAUGCCAUCAGAGUCUGUAGUUUUGCUUGACAAGACAUCUAUAAGGGAGGAACUGUCUUUAAAUAUUUCAGAUUUUCCAUCCAGUCUUUUAUCAACACCAUUUCUUAUUGAACCUAGCUACUUGUCUUUGUCAUCAGCUGUGCUAAGUUCUUACUCUGUGAUGCAAAGUGAUUUAUCAGCCCUCUUACCUCAGACCUUAUUGACUGGGACAUCAGUACUUUCUGAGGAUGUUUCUAACUGGGUUUCCAGCUGGGACUUAGCUACUACUGUCAGCUCUGCCACUGAUGCCGAGGUUUCUCAGUUCCCCCUCAGCGAAACACCAUACUUUUAUUCAAAUGCAUCCUAUGUUCCUGAAAUAACGCCAUCAUCAGAUUUUCACUCUGAGCUGUCUCUGCUUCUGGAAGCACCCUCAGUAUUAACAGUGGGCUCUGAAGUUGUGUUUACCUCAGGUGUUACAGGAGCUACCUCUCAGUUGGAGCCUUCACUCUCCACCUCCCACUCUGUGGUUCCUACCCUGGUGCUGCCCACUUCUGGCACUCAGUCUGUUACCAGCAGCAUCUUACUCAAUGAAGCAGAUAUGAUCUCUUUGUUUACUACCUUUCUGGCAACUCCUGUCUUAAAUGUGUCUUCAUCUGUCCUCUCUACUGCUGCAACUUCUGGUGAGGAUAUUGGUGCUACCGUUAACCCCACGCUGCUUUUAACAUCUCACAGUGAGGGCAGUGCACGCACAGUCCUUCCUCCCACAGACCCUGACAACCUGACAUCCCGUGCUGACACCAGCAGCAUGAUGACGUUUCUUCCUACAGCAUCUCUGUCUGUGACCACAUCCUUUGCUCCCACACCAUUUCCUCUGACUUCUAGCCCUCCCACUGGACGUGAAGUUCUAGCAGGAAGCAGUGUAACUGCUGGUACUGAUGGAUCCACUGCUUUUACCAGCAUCCCCAUGACCACUGCCACUAGUGCUACAGACAGCCAUGACACAACUGCUACAGGUGGCCUGGGGACGUUCUCCUCCACUCCUCUGGCAACCACUACUCCAUCUGAACCUGUGGUUGUAACCUCGGCCAUGACCACCACCAGACAACCUUACGUGUGCGACAUCACAGUUCCUGAUAGUUACUUAGUCACCAUGGUGCUGGCCCGAAGAGCUGUUCUACAAAAUGUUAUUGAGUCCAUCAGAGAAGUGCUCAGAGUUCAGUUCAAGCGAUCAGUGGAGCUAGAGGUCUAUAAAAUUUCCCCCAAAUUUGCUUUCUUGGUGACAUCAGGUCCUUUUGUUUACACGGCAGUAUCUGUUAUAAAUGUGCUUAUGAACAGCAGUCUUCUUCGUGGUGAGGCCCCCACAAUCCUCUCACUGCAUCCUUCUUUCACUGUGCCAGACAACAGAUUCCAGGUUCAGACAGUGCUUCAGUUUGUGCCUCGGAAUGUGGAUGUUGGGUUCUGCAACUUUAGCCGGCGCAUUGAGAAAGGGCUGGCAAUGGCAUUCAGGGAGGUGAGCAAACACCAGGAAUUCUACAACUUCACUGUGCAGAUACUGAAUAUAACUCUGAGCAGCCCUGGGGCAGCAUUUCGGCAAGGCCCUGUGAGCAUUGUUUUUGCCAUCCGAGACAGAUACGGUUUUCUGAAUGGAUCUGAAGUCAGUGAGCAGCUAAGAAACUUGUCCGUGGUGGAAUUCAGCUUCUACCUGGGCUAUCCUGUGCAGCAAAUUGCUGAACCCUUUCAUUAUCCUAAGCUUAAUGUGUCUCAGUUGAUGAAGUCUUCCUGGGUGAGAACAGUGCUCUUGGGUGUCGUGGACCAGCGAAUUCAGGAGGAAGUGUUUCAGGCUGAGAUGGAACGGAAACUCGCUCACCUGUUAAACGAGGCUUUGGUCAGAGGGCGGAUAUGGAGACGAGCAAGUUUUGCAGGCAGCAACAUUGUGCAGAUAGUGAACGUGUCGCGGUUAGUUGGUGUUGAUAACCCUGUGGAGCUGAUCUAUUUUGUGGAGGAUCAAGAUGGAGAGAGACUUAGUGCUCUGAAGUGUUCAGACCUGAUGAACAGGGUUGAUAUCCAGCGGGCUGCAAUCAUCCUUGGAUACCGCAUUGAAGGCACCGUUGCACAGCCUGUGGAGAAGCUGAAGGAUUCUACCUCUGAGUCACAAAACAGCAACCUCUGGAUCAUUGUUGGUGUGGCAGUCCCAGUUGCUGUGGUGCUCCUGAUUGUUAUUAUUUUGUACUGGAAACUUUGUCGAACAGACAAACUGGAGUUUCAGCCAGACACAAUGAGCAACAUUCAGCAGCGACAGAAGCUACAGGCCCCCAGUGUGAAAGGUUUUGACUUUGCGAAGCAACAUUUGGGCCAGCACAAUAAAGAUGACGUCCUGAUUAUCCACGAGCCAGCUCCUUUACCAGGACCUAUUAAGGAUACUACCCCAUCUGAAAAUGGAGAUGUGCCCAGUCCCAAAUCCAAGACUUCCUCAAAGCCUUCAAAGACUGUUCGACACAGAGGGAGAAUUUCACCAUCAGAUGCUGACUCCACAGCAAGUGAGCAGUCCAGCGGGAGAGAGACAGGAGAAGAAACUGGGAGACCAACUGUUGCCAACGAGGGCAAGCCACGCAGAUCAGUGAAGAAGGGACCUCCUCAAACUGGCAGUGGAAAUGAGCAGCAUUCUUCAGCCUCAAUCUUCGAACAUGUGGAUAGGAUGUCACGUUCCUCAGAUGCCAGCAGACAGGUCCCAAGCAAGAUCCAACUGAUUGCUAUGCAGCCGAUGGCAGCACCUCCAGUUCAGAACUCAGUGCUUUCUGAUCGAGUAGCAGAGACCAACAAAAUUAAUAAAGAGAUACAAACAGCCUUGAGGCAUAAAUCUGAAAUCGAGCAUCACCGCAAUAAGAUUCGUCUUCGUGCCAAGCGCAAAGGGCACUAUGAAUUUCCAGUGGUGGAUGACGUGGUGGUAGUUGAUUCCAAAGAACAGCACCGGAUAUAUCGCAAGGCACAGAUGCAAAUUGACAAGAUCUUGGACCCUGGAGGCAGCGUGCCUACUGUGUUCAUAGAGCCCAGGAAGAGCUCUCGUGCAAAACGUUCUCCCAAGCAGCGCCGGCGACAUCAGAUAAAUGGCAGCCCAAUUGAUGCAGAAAAGGACAGGUUAAUCACAACCGACAGUGAUGGCACGUACAAAAGGCCUCCAGGAGUCAAUAAUUCUGCAUAUAUUUCGGAUCCAGACUUGCCUCCUGAACAUCAGACAUCAUCUUCAGCUGAUAUGGGGAAGUUCCCUGGCUUGCCUUCCCACCCAGUCUCCCAGUAUGUCCCACCACAGCCGUCCAUUGAAGAGGCACGGCAAACCAUGCACUCGCUUCUGGAUGAUGCUUUUGCACUGGUGGCUCCCAGCAGCCAAGCAGCCAAUUCCACAGCCGUCACACCGCCGGGGGUCUCUGCAGGACAGCCGAGAUAUGUGGAAUUUGGAAUGACUCCACCAGCAGCACCAGGUCUCCUACCAAGGCCGAGCUUUGGGCCGGGUUUCCUUCAAACUGCAGAGUUAAUGCACCCAGACCAGCAGCCAUCUGAGGUUCCAUAUUCCUCCAGAGGGAUAUACUCAGAGGAAAUGCCAUCAGUGGCACGGCCACGACCAGUUGGAAGCACUGCAGGUUCUCAGAUACAGCACCUCACUCAGGUGGGAAUUGCUAGCAGGAUCGGAGGUCAACAAGUGGAGAUACCCUCAGGCAGAGCAGGGCAUGGCCAGCCGGGGGGGCCAGGGUGGCCCCAGUACCGUGGAGAGGAUGAAUAUGCUAGGAGAGAUGCAACGCAUAUGCAUGGACACCAAGAAUAUUCCUCCUCACCAGUAUUCCAGAUGCAGAGGACUUCAGCCAGGCAGCCUUCGGCACCCCCUGCUCAGCUUCCACACAACAGCCUUCAGGGCCAGGGCCUUUGCUACACCACCAGUUCCACUGAGGACCUCCAGCCAGGUCACUCUUCAGCCUCUCUUAUCAAAGCAAUCAGAGAAGAACUUCUACGACUUUCUCAGAAACAGACAACAGUGCAGAACUUCCACAGCUGA